AGAGACUUCUUCGACUGCCGCUAGUGGCGCUACAUCACGUUGCUCUCUCUCAGAUUGUCAUGAGAAACGCAAUGCGAACGCAAUAUUGUCUUUCCAUGCUAAUCAACAAUUCCAUCAAUGGGAAGGCAAUUUCAUGUCGUGUCGUAUAAAAGAAUUUCUUCUCAGCGAUUAAUAUGAAUGGAAACAUUUAUUCAAUCGAGAAAAAAUGAUAAAUUUUUGAUAAAAUUUGUAUCGUGCGCGCCAACCACGACACCGGCCAUCUUUUCUCUCUCCCACCCGCGCCAUUACCCCCAACUCAGCUCAAGCAAGCGCCUGUUGCCGGCCACUGUUACCAAUAAACAAUGAUAAAUUGCACCCACCCAAAACCUUUCCGUCUUUCUCCUUCUCGCACGAUUCUACAUCUACUGUUAGCAUAUCGCACACCGACCAAUUGAGUUUUUACCGAAUAAAAAUAUAAACAAACCAUAAAUGAGUUCACACGGCAAAGCCGAAACGGAAAGGCUCCGUAAAAAUCUGGAAACUCAGUUGGACAGACUCGUCGAGGAACUCGCCGACAUCGAAGACUCCAGAGAUUCAAUAACGCAGGAGGAAUAUGAACAAAUGAAGGAAGAAACGAUGGAGCAGCUACGCGAAUUCAACGAGAGUCUGCGACGUAUGAUCACCGGUGACAUGACACUGAUCGACGAGUUGGGAGCGAUGCAAUUGGCAACGCAGAGCGCAAUAAGCGCAGCCUUCAAAACACCGGCUGUUAUACGAAUGUUCGGUAAACGCGAGCCGGACCAAUUGCGCAUGAGAUUAUCAACGAUCGAGCGUGAUUUCCGGUUGGGGAAAUUGACGAAAGAUUCUAGUGAAAGACAGCGAGGCGAAGUGUUGAGUGCCCUCAAACAUUUGGGUGAAAAACUCGAGCCCGCGGACAUCGAGUUGCUCGAAAAAUUGUCACUCGAUGGCAUCGCUGAUGCGAACUUUGUGCCUGUUACCGACAACUCGAAAAAAGGAGAAAUUGCGUUAGCCAUUGCCAGCGAAGAAGUCAGAGCCGCGCAGGACACCUAAAAAUGAAACAGUUUUUUUAAAAUCAUCUUUCUAGUACAAUUGAAUCAAAGAUAAAUUUACACUUUUGCUGCACGAGGCAAGAAAAUUGUUUUAAAGUAUCUUGUUAUUGAAAAAGGUUACAAAUUCGUUUCUAUGUCGAGCGAAUUGCGAACGAAUAAUUCGAAUUUAAAGACUCUAUCGCUGUUCCAAUAGAUUUGUUAUACUCGAACUAUUCUUUCGAUCUUUAAUAACUAACGUUGUUGAGCGAAUAUAUCUCUGCCAUAGCGACUGAGAUAUUUUAUAUAAUUACACUAAUUUAUCUCACGAUCUCGUGAAUUUGCAUUGAGCCUCUUCGAAUAUCAAUAAAACUCCGAUACCUAAUGUGUAUUUAUAUUUUAUUUUUUAUUUUUUUUUUUUUCAUGUACAAAUGUAACAGCCCAACACGUUUAAAAAGGGCACUAAAACGGGGGGAGGGGUGGAGAUGGAAAGCAGGAGUGUAAAGUAAAAUAUUUUAGUGUAAUUCGUUUUUGUGUGAAAAACUGUAGGAUAUGCUGCAUAAACGAGAGAUCACAGAUCAUCGAAAAUAUUCAAAAUACAAUAUACACGAAAUGUCAAACAUCGAUAUUCCAGACGUGCCGUUGAAACAUUAUGAUCGUUUCGUUCAUGAGUAAUCUUUGCAAUUUACAAAUUAUGCAUCACCGUAACACUAAAACAGCGAUUAUGGUCCGUGAAUAAAAAUAGUGAAUUUGGUGGAAAAACAAGAUUUCGUCCAAUGUCUGUGAAUCUUAAAUGUAACGUGAAUGUUUGUACACUCGAAAAGUAUACUCAACUUUAUUAUACCUUGCUCCCGGUAUAAUUUUCAAUCAACGGAAUACGCAUACCUCAUCUAAGAGUGACGAUUAUUUGAGCAAGGCACGGCGUGUGCGAUGAUCCCUCAAAUUCAAUGCAAUUGCUUACACAGCCUAUUUUUUAAUAAUAAUAAUUAUUAUUACUAUUAUUGUUGCUCAUUUCAUUCAACUUCUUCUCCCUUCGAGGCAUCAUCAUUCGUAUAUAUUCUAUGUAAAUGUAUACAUCCAUUAUUUUCACCGUAUGCAGCAAUCUUGUGACUAACGUAACCAUGAAAUUGUAUUACGUGGUCAGUGAGAUUUUAGGACAUUCAGUGAUUUAAAGGCAAUUAUUACAUUAAUUAUUUUUUGAUACUUUAAACUUUGAUAUCCAAAUAGGCAAAAUAGAGGAUGAGGUACUACAUAAAUGCAAUUUAAAAUAGAACCCUUCAAAUUGUGUAACAUAGACCGUGAACAAUGAUAAUUGGUUUUGAGACUUACAGAUUUCUCAAAAUAUUUUCGACAAGUGAUGAUUUUUGAAAUGCAUUCGUUACAUGUGGUUAGUCAAAAAACGAUAAAAGCCUUUUCGAGAUCAUAUAAUUGAUUGCAAUUUUGUAAGAAAUUCAUAAUUAGUCCUCGAACACCGCACUGUACUUCAAACAUUUCGGAUAAAACACGAUUUUUUACGAAAUAAAAACCUCAUGCUUUAAAACUUAGAACAUCAGAUCAAUAAUAAUCACGAUUAUGUAUUCUUCUCAGUGUCAUACGUAUCGAUGUAAAAGAGUUGAAAACCUGACCAUUCAGAUACAGAACAAAAUGUGGUGUGAUUCAAAGUGUCGUGUUCAAGGAGCAGAUGAAUGUCCUAAAAUAAAACUUAUCGAUUGUGGGUGACGUUCACUUUACAUCUCCAAACCCUAACAAAUAACGCAGUCCAUCCAUACAAAGGUUCAACAUUUUCAAUCGCUAUUUGCUUGUUUAUCAUGAUGAUUAGAAGACUCUUGAAUUCUUGAAAAAAUAGAUACGAGAGAGAUUUUUCGUAAGUGCGAAAGAAAUGAAAACCCUCGACGAUAAAUGUCCAUUCAAUGUUUGUUUUUUUUUCACAACACAAUUGAAGGAAAUUGAACGAUUGCGUGAAUGGUGACAACGACGCAGUUACCAAUGGGUUUGUUAUAUUAUUGAUAAAUUAUGAGUAAAACGAAUAUUUAUAUUCAUAUAUAUACGCUCAAAUUUCUUUCCUUCAUUAUUUCUAAUAUAGUUCGCUUGGCGUUUUUAUUUCUUUGUUUUAAAGUGCACUGAUUCCGAAACAUUUCAAAUGUUCCAUCGAAGAAGACUAUUCAUCUCGUCCUUGUAUAUGCGUUGGUGUUGAUUACAGUUUUAACAUCGUAACUAUAUGAAUAAAUGUGAUAAACAACUAUUGAUA
Messenger RNA from Venturia canescens, 3273 nucleotides. RefSeq names its product protein LZIC-like. Lineage: Eukaryota; Metazoa; Arthropoda; Insecta; Hymenoptera; Ichneumonidae. The record is from RefSeq and is a predicted model, not a curated record. Gene Ontology annotation, molecular function: beta-catenin binding. The transcript has 2 exons. The coding region runs from base 469 to 1050 and encodes 193 amino acids.